Messenger RNA from Poecilia latipinna (sailfin molly), 5578 nucleotides. Its product is annotated as carnitine O-palmitoyltransferase 1, liver isoform-like. Lineage: Eukaryota; Metazoa; Chordata; Actinopteri; Cyprinodontiformes; Poeciliidae. The record is from RefSeq and is a predicted model, not a curated record. Gene Ontology annotation, biological process: fatty acid metabolic process; carnitine metabolic process. Gene Ontology annotation, molecular function: carnitine O-palmitoyltransferase activity. Gene Ontology annotation, cellular component: mitochondrion. The transcript is spliced from 19 exons. The coding region runs from base 119 to 2485 and encodes 788 amino acids.
UGGACGCUUCUAAAGGGGUGCUCACGUGUAACGGGCUCGUGAAGGGAGGGGCGCCAGCAGACGUUUUCUACAUCUGUUUCCAUCGUUCAAGAUUCUUUAAAAAAAAGACGGAGCAGCAAUGGCGGAGGCUCAUCAGGCGGUAGCGUUCCAGUUCACCAUCACACCAGAAGGCAUCGACCUGCAGCUGUCCUACCAGGCCCUGAACCAGAUCUACCUGUCGGGGGUCCGGUCCUGGAAGAAGCGAGUCAGCCGCAUGAAGAACAGAGUGAUAAAGGGAGUGUAUCCUGCUAGCCCAUCGUCGUGGCUCUUUGUUGCCAUAGGGAUCCUGGCUACCAUGUAUAUGCAGUCUGAUCCCAGCAUGGGGCUCAUCGCAAAGAUACAGCAGCAUCUUCCUCUGAGUCUGCAUGUUUCUCUGAGCAGUCAGGGUCAAACCAUGGUGUCAGCUCUGGUCUUCAGCACCCUGCUGUGGCUCUCCCUCAUCCUCGCCCUGCGCUUCUGCCUCAAACUGCUGCUCUCCUACCACUACUGGAUGUUCGAGCAGCAUGGGAGAGUCUCCAACACCACCAAAGUCUGGGUGACUCUGAUGAGGUUAUUUUCAAGAAAGAAGCCUUUGCUGUACAGCUAUCAAACCUCCCUCCCUCAUCUCCCCGUUCCUGGCAUACAAGACACUCUGGGCAGGUAUCUAGAGUCAGUGCGCCCUCUGUUGACGGAUUCAGAGUUUCAGCAAAUGACUAAGUUGGCCAAUGAGUUUGAGUCGACCCUUGGACACCGACUGCAGCGCUACCUAAAACUCAAAGCUCUGUGGGCCACCAACUAUGUGAGCGACUGGUGGGAGGAAUACGUCUACUUGAGGAGCCGAGGGCCAAUAAUGGUCAACAGUAAUUACUAUGGCAUGGACUUCCUGUAUGUGACGCCAACAUCAGUUCAGGCGGCGCGAGCUGGAAACACCAUCACUGCUCUCAUGCUCUACCGACGCAAAGUAAACAGAGAGGAGCUCACACCGAGUCGUGUUCCGGGCACCGUGAUCCCUCUGUGUGCAGCUCAGUGUGAGCGGAUGUUCAACACCACGCGAACACCAGGAGUCGAGACUGAUGUGCUCCUGCAUUGGCAGGACAGCGAGUUUGUGGCGGUGUACCACAGGGGGCGAUAUUUCCGGCUGUGGGUGUACCGGGCGGGCCGGCUGCUGUCUCCCAGAGAGAUCGAAUACCAGAUACAGAGAAUCCUGGACGACUCUUCACCACCGUUUCCUGGAGAGGAGAAACUGGGAGCUCUGACAGCUGGAGACAGGAUCCCCUGGGCUCAGAUGCGGCAGCAGUUCUUCAGAUCGGGCCUCAAUAAGAAGUCUCUGGACGCCAUCGAGAAGGCGGCGUUCUUCAUCACACUGGACGACGAAGAGCAGGGCAUGAAGGGAGAUGACCCAGCGGGGAACCUGGAUCGCUACGCCAAGUCUUUGCUCCAUGGCAAAUGUUACGACAGGUGGUUUGAUAAAUCCUUCUCCAUCGUAAUCUACAAAAACGGGAAGAGCGGCCUGAACGCAGAGCACUCCUGGGCCGAUGCGCCAACAGUGGCCCAUCUGUGGGAGUACACUCUGGCUACAGACGCCUUCCAGCUGGGCUACACUGAAGAAGGACACUGUAAAGGAGAGGUGGAUCUGUCACUGCCGCCGCCUCAGAGGCUGGUGUGGGAAAUCUCUCCAGAGGUCCAGACUCAGGUCUGCAGCUCCCUGGCGGUGGCCCAGGCUUUGGCUGACGAUGUGGACUGCCACGUCUUCCCCUUCAGGGAUUUUGGAAAGGGUCGCAUCAAGAAGUGCCGGAUCAGCCCCGAUGCAUUCAUCCAGAUCAGCCUGCAGCUGGCCUACUACAGGGACCGUGGUGGUUUCUGCCUGACAUACGAGGCGUCCAUGACCCGUCUGUUCAGAGAGGGCCGCACGGAAACAGUGAGGUCCUGCUCCAAAGACAGCAGUGCCUUUGUCCGAGCUCUGGAGAGUGGACAAACAGAGGAGGAGUGCAGACGUCUUUUCAGACUGGCUUCAGAGAAACACCAGAAUCUUUAUCGGAUGGCCAUGACCGGAGCUGGGAUAGACAGACACCUCUUCUGCCUCUAUGUCGUCUCUAAAUACUUAGGAGUAGAUUCGCCUUUUUUGCACAAGGUUCUGUCAGAACCUUGGCGCCUCUCCACCAGUCAGACCCCGGUCCAGCAGCUGGAGCUGUUUGAUCUGAAGAACAACCCAGACUACAUUUCACUUGGAGGAGGAUUUGGACCUGUUGCAGAUGAUGGUUAUGGGGUUUCAUACAUCAUUGUCGGAGAGGACCUCAUAAACUUCCAUGUGUCAUCAAAGCACUCCUGCAGUGAGACUGACUCCCACAGGUUUGGAGCUCAGAUCCAAAAGGCCCUUCAGGACAUAAUGACUCUGCUAUCAGCUGGUGCUAAAAGCUCCUCCUCCUCCAAAGGCUCCAACCAACCGCAGUCCAAGAAGCUCCUGUAAAGCAUGUUAGCCUUGUUACCUCACAGCCCAAAAGCUGUGAUGGAACAGGUUGAAGGUAAUAUCAGGCAUCACAUCCUGAUGAUGAACAAUACCACAGGAAUGAGGUGUUGUUAUUGACAAAGCAUUAGAUUUCAGCUAAUAAAAAGGUUAUUUUUCUCCUGUAUAACUCUGAAAGAACAAACAGGCCAACAGGCUGUUUUUUUUUAUUUUUUUUAUUUUAAAUGCAUAUUUUUAGACAACUACUACGUAACAGCACAAAGGUCUUUUGUUACUUUAACAUUAGAAACAUAUCAAGCUAAUGCUAGCUCUUACGUUAGCUAUGCUAACUGCUCAGGAUUCUCGCUGUUUCUGCCUUCAACUCCUAAACCUGGUGAAGCUACGAUAUGACGACUUUUUAAGUAAGCCUGAAAGUGGCUCACGUCUAAGCAAGAGUCAGAUGGACAAAGAGGAAUUUCACCAGGGAGAAAUCAAAGUGGGAAUGCAACCGCAGGCGUUACUGGUACGUCUUCACAAGAGCUAAUCAGGGAACAAUAGACUCACCUGCUGCCUUGUUAGGUGUUCCUUGGUUGUAGCGUUGUAGCGGCUUUACACCUUUUCUAGUAAGUGGUUACCUUAGCUACUGUUGGUUUUAUUUCAUCUUGACCCAAUGUGUCUAUCUGCUAAUUAGGUAUUUUCUCAUUUUUAAACAGCCAUGCCACAUUUAAAGUUACUCACAUCUCUUUUCUUCCUCCUUCUUACACUCUAAUAGUGUUUCAACAAGUCAUCCUAUCCACUUCCAGAUGCAUAAAUAUAUUCUUUGUGAUUGACUUCUUUACUAUUUGUGUAGGUUUGUAACUAAUAAUAGUUUAGCUAUAGAUUAAUCUAUCGAGUAUUCUGACGACCAAUUGAUCAAUCGGCUAAAAGAAAACAUGCACAUUCUGCAUUUUUCAUUUAAGUCUUUUAUAAUGGAAAUACAUUAAAAGGUGCAAAUAAACAAAUAAUUAAAAUUCUUUUUGUAAUUAAGAAGAUAAACUUUUUAUGACCUAAAAUGCAAUAACGGCAUACCUCCAGUGAAUGCUUGAUCAUGUGUAGUAAAGGAAGCAUCUGCAGCUAAAUGAUCCUUCUAACAUCAACACAGUGUUGGACUGAUUUGUUGACUUUUUUUUCCCCCUGAUUAACAAUUGUAUAUCAAAAAUUGCUUAAUUGGAUAUUUAUUUUUUCAGAAUUUGAAUCGGGUGACGCUAAUACUGCCCCUUAAGAAAUUCUGUAUGGAACAGAUUUACAACGUUUUUUUUUUUUUUUUCCUUAAAUGCAAAGUGUAUAUAUAUUUUUGUACAGUUUUGGCUUAAUUACUGCUUUGAGUGUUGUUCUUUAAGCCUUUAAAUCAGUUGAUGAUUAUUUCAAUAAUUAAAUAAUCAGAUUCUAAUUCUGCCUGUUAACACACAUUUGAACAGGAGUAGCUAAUAAAGCAGCAGUUGAAUGCAUAUUAAUGACAUAGACACUGCUAGCUUAGCUCACCAGGGUGUUUGUAGCUGCCAUUGUUCCAUUAUGAAGUAAGAUCGGAUCUCUACCAGGGUGAGAAGACACUGACAUGUAAUCAGUUAAAGCUGCACAGUGAUAAGAAAUCAAUCAUUGAUGAUAUCAGUUGUGAUAAAUACUUCUGCUUCCCACACUCUCUGUGACCUCUGGCCUCUUGAUCAGUGUUAUCCGUCAGGUGCAGAUACUCUGUGCAACAAGCUGAAAAUAUUACUUGGAUACAAAGAGUGAAAUCCUGAAUCUAAAACCCAACAUCUGUUGCUUUAUAAUCACUCCUUUGGGGUACAGAUAUUGUCCACAUUUCCCCAAGGACACAAUCUCUGCUGCAAGUUGUCAAACUCUGAAGCUAAAUAAAUAAAUUAGGAUGUUCAGCUUGAUGGCUCUUGGAAAUUUGAACAACUUUUCAUGUAUAUUUUCUCAGAGUCUAAAAUAUUUUUAGGACAUUAUUCAGAGGCCACCUCUCAGGAAGCAAAGAGGGACAGAUGUCUGACGGAAAGCCGAAAACGUUCAGAACGCUGGGCUACAGUUCACCAUUCAUGUACAGUAUGAUGGAGGAGUUUGUUAAAAGGGAAGACUCACAUGUCACCAUUUAAGUUUUCCAUUUCAAGUUACUGCUUGUGUCUCAAGAAGAGAUGUUUGAAUCCCUCCUCAAGGGCCUCAACCCCCAGGUUUUGAACCAGAGCUCUUAAUCCACAAAAUGUAAAUAUUGUAUAUACAUUUGUUGGAACCCAUAAAAAUAAAUGUAAAAAGAAAAAUAUUUUAUGUGCUGCAACCUUCAGUAAUACCAAACAUGUGGUGUCUGAGUACAUUACCAUUUAUACUGAGCUGUUUAUGGCAUAGAGGUUAGCAAGAAGGGAAAGAGAAACUUUUUCAAAAGUGUUUUGUCUGUGAUUUGUAUUAUAAAGAUGUAGAUAUAACAGUUGAGUAGACGAUGUGUCGGUAGUAGAAGUAGAUGAUUUAAUACGCAUUAUUUUUAUUGCUCUCAUUUAGUGUUUUUUUUUUUUUUUUCUCUGUUUGUUUUGGGAGGUGAGAGGGUGUUGCGUAAAGCCCAUGAAUGCCCUUACGGUCUUUUAGGUUUGCAAAUGUAACUUUGAACAAGACUCUGACUUCAGCUCCAUCUGAGUCAUCGCUCUCACAUUGCAGUAGUUGUCAUACUUAAUGUCAGUUUCCUAUUAACCACAGGCAGCUCCAUGUCUCCAAAUGAAACUUACUCUUUAAUAGUCUUAACCUCAAGACGGUGUAUAAACAUGUCAGGGAUUCCAGCCCUGGCUAGAAACCUGCUGCCUGCAGAGGCAAACCCUUGUGCCUGUGUGAAAAUGUUUACUCUGCUCAACAGUAUCAAUGCAAAUGAAUGAAUCAAUGCAAACCCAGUGGGAAACCUUCUACAAUAAAAUGCUCAGCGGUUAUGUUUUAAUGAGAACUUGCUACAGUUUGGCCAGUUUGCUGCUAUUUGUACCGUCAGAAUUUGUAACUUGUCUUAUAAUGGGGUGGGGAAACUACUUCAUCCCAACUACAUAAGUCUGUUUAAUGUUUUAAGCUAAAAAUUGUUGUUGAUGCAUGAAAUAUUUAGUAACUAAA